AAAUGCUGCUCUUUUUUUUCCCUUUCCGGUCGUGGAGCCCCUUGUAAUUUUCGCGCUGAAAAGGGCAGAAUGAACCGUUAAUAGCGACGGCCGACGAGGUGUGUGAUUUUGUGAAUCCUCUCUGCCACCUAGAACGCUUCUUUCAAAAGCCGUUACAGGAUUUCGAACGGCCAUUUUCUGCAAUGCAUUAAACUCCAUCAUUCGGCAAUGUAAUACGUCGUAUAUCUUAAUUAAAUCUGCUGAAUUGUAGUGGAGAUUGGGAGAAGGUCCACGAUGGGUUUCAUAAGCACUAUAUUGGGGGUUUUUGGCUUUGGAUUUGGGAUCACUAUUGGCCUCUUGAUCGGAUACUUUCUGUUCAUUUACGUCCAACCCACCAAUGUCAUGGACCCUGAUAUACGACCUUUGGGAGAACAAGAUUCUGAUAGUCUUCAAAGACUUCUCCCAGAAAUACCGCAUUGGGUGAAAAAUCCGGAUUUUGACCGUCUUGAUUGGCUUAACAGAUUUAUUGAAAGCAUGUGGCCAUAUUUGGACAAGGCAAUUUGCAAGACAAUAAAGCAAAUAGCAGAUCCUAUAAUAGCUGAGCAAAUUCCUAAAUUCAAAAUUGAUUCAGUUGAAUUCCAAGAACUUACACUGGGAAGCCUGCCACCUACUUUUCAAGGAAUGAAGGUUUUUUCUACUGAUGAAAAGGAACUGAUAAUGGAAGUAGCCUUAAAGUGGGCUGGUAAUCCCAACAUCCUUGUGGUGGUCAAAGCAUUUGGGUUGAAAGUCACUACUCAGGUGCUUGACCUGCAAGUAUUUGCUUUGCCACGCAUUACACUGAAGCCACUGGUUCCAAGCUUUCCAUGUUUUGCAAAAAUUCUUGUAUCACUCAUGGAGAAGCCUCACAUUGACUUUGGACUAAAAUUGCUAGGAGCUGAUGCUAUGUCCAUUCCAGGCCUAUAUACAUUUGUGCAGGAAUUGGUAAAAGAACAGGUUGGUAACAUGUACAUGUGGCCAAAAACACUCGAGGUCCAAAUAAUGGAUCCUGCACAAGCGAUGCAGAGGCCAAUUGGAAUUCUUAACGUGAAGGUUGUGAGGGCAAUGAAGCUUAAGAAGAAAGACCUUUUGGGGGCUUCAGACCCAUAUGUCAAACUUAAACUCACUAAUGACAAACUCCCAUCAAAGAAAACAACUGUUAAGCACAAGAAUUUGAACCCAGAGUGGAAUGAGGAAUUCAGUCUUGUUGUUAAGGAUCCACAAUCUCAAUCUUUAGACGUAUCUGUCUAUGACUGGGAGCAGGUUGGUACACAUGACAAGAUGGGCAUAAAUAAUGUUCCUUUGAAAGAUCUUACACCAGACGAACCAAAACUUGUGACGCUUGAUCUUCUGAAAAGCCUUAAUCCAGAUGACCCUCAAAAUGAGAAAUCACGAGGGCAGAUAGUUCUUGAAGUGGCGUACAAACCGUUUUCAGAUGAGCAAAUGUCAAGCAGCGUUGAAGAUUCAUCGAAAGAGGUACAGGCAGCCCCUGAGGGAACACCGGAUGGUGGUGGCUUGCUUGUAGCCAUUGUUCAUGAAGCUCAAGACCUUGAGGGGAAGCACCACACUAAUCCGUCCGUCCGUAUGAUUUUCAAAGGAGAAGAGAAAAGAACCAAGGUUAUAAAGAAAAAUAGAGACCCGAGAUGGGAUGAGGAAUUCCAGUUCAUGCUGGACAAGCCGCCUACAAAUGACAGGAUGCAUAUUGAAGUUGUUAGUACCUCAUCAAGAAUGGGUCUGAGAUAUCCAAAGGAAUCUCUGGGAUAUGUGGACAUACCCCUGAUGGAUGUAGUUACCAACAAGAGAACUAAUGAGAGAUACCACCUGAUUGACUCCAAGAACGGAAAGCUUCAGGUUGAGUUACAAUGGAGAACUGCAUCUUGAUGAAUGAUAAUCAGGAAAUUUUGCCGAUCGGAGCGAGAAGAAGCAACGGCGAGGGUAUUGAAGGGCGCCGCAGAGCUUCGUUCGCACCUAGGCAGGAAGCAGGAUAUCGAGUUCUGGAACUCUGGAUAAUCUCGUAAGGUGCGAUCAUCCCUAGGGUUUGUCCCUACUCCCUAGUAGUUUGUACCGGCGUUGGUGGAGAGCCCCGGUGGUAGAGAUAGAGAAGACUAUCAACAAAUGUGCUAACCUGACUCUCAGGGGUUAAGAGGGUGAUCUGUGUCUGGAAGAGGAGGCUGUGGGCGAGGAAGAGACUCCAAACAGGUGUGUACUAUACGAGCGAAAUAAGACGAUGGGAGGUUGAUCCGUCCUCCUCUCGAACCGUCGCCCUGGAGGAAUUGUGUGACUAGGGUUUGGACGAUUAUUUCUAUUUCUGUUUUAUUUUGUUUGUGUUUUUACCUUGAACUACAUGUUGUUUUGUUUGUCUUGUACGCUUACUUUUGCCAGACUCUUGCAUUAGGUUGGGGCGAUGAGGGUUUACUCUAACCACGUUAGGCUCAUUUAAGAUGUGUUUAGAAGGAUUGUAAUUCCUUCCGGACCAGAUCAGACCAGACCAUACCAAUUUAGAGCAGACUAGACUUGGAUAGUUAUAAAAAUACAAAGAAACCAGACCAGACCAAUUCAGACCAGACCAGAUCAACAAAUUACAGUCCAAGUAAAAACAUCCUUAGACCAAUUACAGGAUUAGCGAGCCAUAUUGCUUUUUUCUGGGUGAUUGGCU
Cuscuta europaea is the source of this 2671-nucleotide messenger RNA. The record is from the annotation of a GenBank genome assembly. NCBI's taxonomy places the organism in Eukaryota, Viridiplantae, Streptophyta, Magnoliopsida, Solanales, Convolvulaceae.